This is a messenger RNA of Phytophthora sojae, 618 nucleotides long. RefSeq lists its product as hypothetical. The transcript has 6 exons. NCBI's taxonomy places the organism in Eukaryota, Oomycota, Peronosporomycetes, Peronosporales, Peronosporaceae. Bases 1 to 618 code for a protein of 205 amino acids. The record is from RefSeq and is a predicted model, not a curated record.
AUGACGUCGCCAAUGCUGCUGCUCUUCUUGUUGCUGCUCGUCGGCGCGCUCCAGGGGACGGCGCGCGCGCUGUAUUUCAACGUGCUGGAGGAUGGCCAUCGCUGCUUCCUGGUGGAUGUGCCGGCCCAGACGGCGAUCCGAGCCGAGUACGAGUCGCCCGACACGACGGACGUCAUGAAGACGGUGGUGGAGUUCUACGCACCCGACCCGAGCAAGGGCGAGGACGAACACACGCUCGUGAAGAGCGAGACGACCAGCCAGAAGGUGAAAUACCGAGUGCUGGAGGGGGGAUGCAGGGGGUCGAUCUCGCUCACGGCGCAACAGAACGGGGUGCACUGGGUCUGCGUCAGUCUCGACUCGUCCAACUACGCGCUGCCUGGUGAUGCGUCGAUGCGCUUCGCAUUGAAGCUGAAGAUGGGUACGAGCCUCGAGGAGUACCAGAAUUUGGCCAAGAAGAGCCAGAUGGACGACCUUCACCUGGAUAUCAUGAAGUUGAGAGACCGCGUGAGCGCGAUCCAGCGCCACCAGGACUAUGCUAAGAUUGCUAUCUUGCUGGUAUCGGGCUUCUACCAAGCAAAACACCUUCAAGCAUACUUUCACCAGAAGAAGUUAGUGUAG